This is a messenger RNA of Orussus abietinus, 2661 nucleotides long. Its product is annotated as SH3 and multiple ankyrin repeat domains protein 1-like. The coding region runs from base 1 to 2661 and encodes 886 amino acids. The transcript has 3 exons. Lineage: Eukaryota; Metazoa; Arthropoda; Insecta; Hymenoptera; Orussidae. The record is from RefSeq and is a predicted model, not a curated record.
AUGCCGACGGACGACGACUAUGGCCGAAGUUCACGUCUCCUGUCGCAGCAGCAUCCCUCGGGGCAGUACGUCGGGUCGUCGGGGGUGGGCCUGGUAUCAGGAGCGGUUUGCGCGCAGGGGGUGUCGUGCGCGCAGUCGAGCCCCCCCCCGGGAGGGUCGGGGGACCACCUUGAGAAUUAUGGGGUCCGCUACGAGAAGCCGGAGAAGGUGGACCCCCACCACCACCACCACUACCCCCACCACCGGCGGGAGGAAGAUUUCGCCGCUCGAGUUUCGCACCAGUACUCGUCGCGGGUGGGGGGCCAGUCUCAGGGAGGAGGGUUGUCGGAGAGGUACUCGCGUUACCAGGAGCUGGGCUGCCCCGAGCAGUACCAGGGGGGGGACGGCCAGGGGGUGGCGUCGGCGGCGUCGGCGUCGGAUCACCGUCGUCACGGCUCGCAGGAGGCGCAGGAGGAGGACUACGGGGGGUCGAAGAAGCACCUGCCAGUCGCCGAUCAGUCCCGGGGGAACCCCUUCGGCGAGACGUUCCCCUCCCCCCCGUCGCCCGCGCCGGCGGGGGACCGUUUCGUGCCCCCGCCCCCCCUGUCGCCGCCGCCAGGGGAGAAGUACUCCUCCUCUGGGACUCUGGCUGGCUAUGCUGCUCCUGAUAGGCUGCUUGCCGCCGGUUCUCCGGUCCCCCGGUAUCCUGGGGGGCCGGGCGCCUCCAAGGAGAGAGGCCCGCCCGACCGCGUGUUGGCCCCCGCCACCUCCUCGCCGGCUCAUGGGGACCAACGGUACGGGGGAGGUGGCGCCAACGGCUCGCCGGUUCUGCAGCAGGACCGCUCCGGGUACUGUCUACCAGGAGGCGCGGGCAAGGAGGUGGCACCACCUGACAGGAGCGACAGGAGGUACCCCGGCCAGUCGGGGGGCGAGCUGGGGCUGUCCCCUCACCACGCGGCGCUCCUGCCCGAGAGGUAUGCCGCGGUCAAGGGGGCCGCGGUCGCGGAUCGCUACCAUCGCCAGGAGGUGGCACCCGCCGCGACGGCGACGGUGGCGGCGCAGCGGCACGAGCGCUACCUAUCGGCCUCGCCGAACCCGGAGGGCGCGCACCACCAGCGGUACCAGGGGUCGACCGCCUCCUCGUCCUCCUCCACCUGUUCCGCGGAGCAGUCGGCGCUGCAGCAGAGGAGGUACUCGGCGUCGGGCCCCGAGCACUCGUCGCCCGGACCUGGGGACCUGGCGGCGAGGUUCCUCGGUUUCCAGGAGGUGGCUCAAGCCACGCACCGGUACCUGGGGACGGACCGUUUCGCCGAGCAGCACACCCCGCGGUACGGGUCCGCGCAGGCGCGGGAGCGGUACCUGGUCGCGGCCUCGCUGCCGGGGGCGGAUCGCCCCCCGGGGGGGCAGGGUCCCCCCGACGGCCGCUACUCCUGCUCGUCGACGGAGCGCCUCCUCGCCUCGGCCUCGCCGUCCUCGGACGCGGGCCGCUUCUACGGGGCCUUCGUCGGUUCCGGACUCCCGGGGGCCGAGAGGUACGGCCUCUCGCCGACCUCCGAGGGGGGCCUCAGGUACGGGCCCAAGUCCUCCGACAAGUACCUGCCGCUCGGCAAGAGCCUCCAGGCAUACGCCGAGCGCUACCAGGGGGGCCCCGACCCCUUCCAGGGGGCCCUUGAGCGCUAUCAGCCGGGCCCUCCUGACCGCUAUCUCGCUCCUGCCGAUCCCCUCCGGUAUUCUCCUGCUCGCGGGGCCCAGGGCCCCGACAAGUACCUCGGCCCCCUCGCCAAGCCUAAGGACCGCUUCCCCCCGGCCGGUCCCCCACCCACCGGCCGCAUAGCCAACCCCCCAGCCCCAGCGUCCGUCCCGGCGUCAUAUGUCCCCCCGAAUGCCCACACCCCCGUCGAACGAUACGUACCCCAGCCCCCUCCCGAAGUCCUUUACCCUGAACGGUACGCCGAGAGGUACGUCCCCCCAGCCGCCCACACUCCUACCGACCGCUACGUCCCUGCCGCCGACCCGGGGGAUCCGUACAUGAGGAGGGACCUUGGCUUCCACCAUCACUAUCGGCUACCUCCCCCUGGGUAUCCCUACCAUCAGGGGCACUUCCGGUUCAGGGGGCUCGCCUAUGCCCCCCCUGGCAGGCUCGGGGGCAGCCCUGGGUCCAGCAGCUCCGGCAGCUCCACCUCCAACCAGAGGGAACUGUCCACGUCGCCGCUGCUCAGAUCGAAGAACAGGAACCAGGUGGAGUUCCAACCUAGGCAGGGGCCUGCUAAUCCCGCGCCCUGCUGCAGCCAGGAUGUCCCCCUGCCUGGACAGAGGACCUGCUGCCCCACUCUUAGGCGGUCUUUGCCCCCCGGCGCGCUUCCGGCCAUUCCCACGCAGACGACGCACUCAUCUUGGCAACCGUCGCCCGGGUCGGCGACCACCGGGACGACGUCGACGUCGUCGUCGACAGGCCCCGAGGGCGAGGCGACGCAGGGCAUGGGCACGUUCGCGGUCGGCGGCGUCAGCGUCGCGACGUCGACGGAGGGCCCCGGGACGACGCCGGCGACGAGCUCACCACCUUCCGUGCCUUCGACGAGAGUCGGCGCCCCGGGUCCCCGCCCCCCCAGGCCCGGGUCCGCUACCCCACAGAGGCCCAGGACGAGGAGGACCCUCAGUCGCACCGAGGCCCUCAAGAGGUAA